Molecule: messenger RNA, 2752 nt
Organism: Haliaeetus leucocephalus (bald eagle)
Lineage: Eukaryota; Metazoa; Chordata; Aves; Accipitriformes; Accipitridae
Gene: TGS1
Product: trimethylguanosine synthase 1
Exons: 12
Coding region: 1-2583 (860 amino acids)
Biological process (GO): 7-methylguanosine cap hypermethylation; 7-methylguanosine RNA capping
Cellular component (GO): nucleus
Molecular function (GO): RNA cap trimethylguanosine synthase activity
Source: RefSeq, a predicted model, not a curated record
AUGAGCUUCUGUGUCAAUGUCUCUCUUCGUUUUUACAGAGAUCGAAAACUAUAUAAACUGGGAUUAAAAGGAUUUUACGUCAAAGAUGACAAUGGCAGUACAGGGGAGGAACAAGCGUCUGAGGAGGAAAACCAUUGUCCCAAUGUGACAUUAAAGGUGGAUACUAAUCAUGCUCUCGACCUGGAAGAAGUUGAACUAGACUCGGAGGCUGAGCUUAUGAAGAGUAUGGGAUUGCCUCUUCAGUUUGGUGGGCAGUCAGCCCACAGGGACUUUGUGGCAACAGAAAAUUAUAAGAAGAGAAGUAACAUGAAGAUUAUGAAAAAGAAAAAGAAGAAAAAGGAGUUAGAGCAAAAACAUGAGGAUAAAAUGGGGCAGAAAUGCCAGGAUCAAGCUUGUGGUGGUCGUAUGCAGUCCGUUUCUGGUGAGCUGGCCCUAGCUACAGAGCAACGUGAGAAGAGCAGCAAACCUCGGGUUUUAAGUGAAGGGAACUGUGAAAGUUCAGGUAGUCUUACAAAUGAGGCUUUACCCAGCAAACUUGAAGAAAAAUGGGAGAAGUACUGGAGCGAGUACGGAGAGGGCCUUCUUUGGCAGAGUUGGCUGGAGAAGCAUCAAGGGCUCUUAUCGUCUGAGGCCACCACAGCCUCUGAGCCUUGGAAUAAUGCGGACACCAGGGAAGAGUGGGAGCAGCAUUAUAGCGAACUGUACUGGUAUUACUGGGAACAGUUUCAGUACUGGACAAGUCAAGGAUGGACUACUGAGAGCUCACAUGGUGACAACGUGGAAGCUAAUGGGGUUACUCAGGAGAUGGGUCUUUCGGGAAAUAUGGACUUGGUUAGCCCAGGGGCCGAACGCAGUGAAGUGCUGAGCUUGGAGCUGUCUCCCUCUAACACCAGAAGUGUGGAAACGCUCCCUUCAAGUGUUGAGCCCCACAGUGAAAUAGUCUCUGGGAUUUGUAAUUUAAAUCUGGUUUCGGAGGAAGUGGAGCAGAGCAGUGCAGCUCUAACAGUGGCCCACCAAGGUCUUCAAGAGCAUAAUUCAUCUGACAGGGAAAGCCAGCAGGAGCCCUGUGAUGGAGGAACCAGGAAAAGGAGUGCAUCUUGUGAAAAUAAAAGUAUUAACCAGUCAGGUUCACAGGGGUCAUGUAGCUCAAAUUUAAAUGAAAAAGAACAGUUGCUGCUUCAUAACCGAGAUGAAGAUGAGGAUGAAGAGCCUCCUGAAUACAGACACGCCAAAGUCAAGAGAAGCCAUGAACUGGAUGUGGAUGAGAACCCAGUGGAAGAUCCUGAGGAAACCUGCUCUGUUUUGGGUUUCAAGUGUGGCACAGGACAAAAGUAUGGGGGAAUUCCAGAUUUCACCCACCGAAGUGUGCAGUACUUGGAGAAAAAAGCAAAACUCAAGUCCAAAUUCUUGGAUAUGCGUAAACCAAGGAAGAGCAAAAACACACACAUCUUCUUUACAGAGGAAUCUGAAACUUCUUGCAAGAAAAAUAAAACUUUGAAAAAGGUGGAAGAGUUCCUAAAGCGUGUUAAUACACCUGGGGAGGAAGGCACAUCCCAGCCAGCCUCCCUUCAGGGUAAAGCGGAGGCACUGCCCGCGAGCAGUGACUCGGAGGAUCAAGAGAGCGUUGCUGCCGUGCAGACUGUGAUGCUGAACGCCGAAAACGAAAAGCCACUGUCUUCCAGCGCGGCCUUCGCAGAACCUGGAGGGAGUGACGGUGAGGAGGGAGCACAGGACGUGGCAGCGAGCGGCUCCGAUGGCCAAGGCGCAGGGAGGCAGGAGCAUGGCUGCGGGCGGCAGCUGAUCUCUCUGGAUAUUCCCGAUUAUCUCCGGGCAGAGGCAGAGGACGUCAGCCAAGCUGUAGAUGAAAAAAUCACCGCAAAGAAGAAGGUGAAAAAAAGGAGGAAAAGGAAUAAAAUUGCGCUGGGAGCUAUACCUGCCGAGAUUGCUGCUGAUCCAGAGCUGGCCAAGUACUGGGCACAACGCUACCGGCUGUUCUCUCGGUUUGAUGAGGGAAUUAAACUAGACAGAGAGGGUUGGUUUUCUGUUACGCCUGAGAAAAUAGCUGAGCAUAUUGCCAUCCGCGUUAGUCAGUCAUUCAACUGCGAUAUCAUAGUGGAUGCGUUCUGUGGGGUUGGAGGAAACGCUAUUCAGUUUGCGUUGACCUCAAAAAGAGUGAUUGCUAUUGAUAUCGAUCCUGAGAAGCUCAGCCUUGCACGCAACAACGCUGAGGUGUACGGCGUGGCAGAUCAGAUAGAAUUUGUGUGCGGAGACUUCAUGGUGCUGGCUGCUGACCUGCAAGCAGAUGUUGUGUUCCUCAGCCCGCCCUGGGGGGGGCCUGACUAUGCCACUGCCGAAAUCUUCGAUAUCCAAACUAUGAUUUGCCCAGACGGAUUUGAAAUUUUCAGGCUCUCCAAGAAGAUCACCAACAAUAUUGUGUAUUUUCUACCUCGGAACGCUGACAUUGACCAGGUGGCUUCCUUAGCAGGGCCAGGAGGAAAAGUUGAAAUAGAACAAAAUUUUCUCAAUAACAAACUGAAGACAAUAACAGCUUAUUUUGGUGAUCUAAUAAGGAAUGACAUCUGAACUCUGUGUGGAUUCUUCCAAAUCCAACCUCCCUGACUGCUGCUUUGCUUAAGCUUUUGUACAGCUGGCUGGUCAAAAAUGACUUAAAGCCAUUUUCCGCUUUAAUUUCUGUUUACAGAAAUUUGUUCUGUUUAUUGCUACUGUCAAUAAAUGUUUUAUAAUAAUUUUG